GGCGCGGCGAAUCUCCCGGACAUUGGGGACUGGCACCCAAGCCCGGUUUAGGCUGAGACUGCUGUUCGGGCCAAAAGAUUAAUUUUUAUUGUGGGCAGGCAAUUCACCCGACGUCUGUCCCCCCUCGGGCCCCAGCACCUGCGGCCGGAUAGGCGAUGUAUUCUAGAACACACGGGAGCGGCUUCCCGCGCUGUGAUGGAAGCAGACCACGAUCCGGUGGCGAUGGCAGGAUUUUCAGCAAAAGCAAAGACCAGAAAAACAGGGGCUAGGGUUGAUCCAGAGCCCCGGUUCAAGGAUCCAGAGCCUCGGUUCAAAGAUCCAGAGCCCCGGUUCAAGGAUCCCACGAGAUGGCCUCGACUGCUCUACUGCGGGUGGCGAAAGGCAAGCAGCGUAGUGGGUUGGCAACACGUCAAAAUGUGGGCUCAUCGCGUCCGACAGACUAUUGAACGUAAUAAUUAGUCCGCCCCAAGGGUCUGCGGCGUGUACAGGCAGUAGUAAUCUAUGGGCACAUA
Lasiosphaeria miniovina is the source of this 512-nucleotide messenger RNA. RefSeq lists its product as uncharacterized. Lineage: Eukaryota; Fungi; Ascomycota; Sordariomycetes; Sordariales; Lasiosphaeriaceae. Bases 196 to 459 code for a protein of 87 amino acids. The record is from RefSeq and is a predicted model, not a curated record. The transcript has a single exon.